AUGCCUACCCCUCCCCGACCAAGCCUUGGACGGACUCUCAGCUGGCCUCCCACCCCAAGACUCAUCACGUAUGGACCAGCUGUCUCGCAAGUACACACUUCUGGAACGCAGUGUGCUACACCAAGGGCUCAGCCAAAGAAUGGACCAGAGGAGGCCGACGGCGACUUUGACGAACAUCCAGAGGAGCACUUCUUGUCACCAAUGUACGAGUACGAGGACUGGGCAUCCGACAGUGACGAGGGUGGCGAUGACGACUUCGAGUGGGAUGCAGGCAUUACCGACUUCGCGCUGUUCCACACUGACAGGCGCCACGCUCAAGAGUCCAACGAGCGAUUGGACGGCCGAUGGAACGAAUUCAUGUCUAGGCAGCAGUCUGCGCUGCAGCGGGCCGUAGAGCGGAGUCGGUGCGCCUCACAGAUCGACACGACUAAGCCUCCUAUACCGGUUGAAGAAGUACCUGGUCUUACGCCAGAUAGCUCACCUGAGCUUCACGAUGACUUGGAGAUCGAGUCAUACCAUGGCCAGGGCACACCACGACCGACCGUACCAGGUUACUUGACCGUCAUCGUCACGCCACAGUCGCCAGAAGACAGGACAAUCCACAGCAAUGAAGACUUGCCAUGCUUCCUCGAGCUCUCAGUUCAGCGAAAACACGCCCGGCGCAAGCUGGAACGGCCAGGUCUUCGCCAUGCCCGGACGCUAUCGGGCAAAGCGCACUCGUGGAGACGGCCCAGCUGGGAGAUCCACACGCUUGGGGAAGAACCGGAGACUGAGCGCAGUGCCGAGCAGGGCGCGAUCAGACGUGUUGGGAGUCGCUAG
This is a messenger RNA of Baudoinia panamericana UAMH 10762, 819 nucleotides long. RefSeq lists its product as uncharacterized. The transcript has a single exon. Bases 1 to 819 code for a protein of 272 amino acids. The record is from RefSeq and is a predicted model, not a curated record. NCBI's taxonomy places the organism in Eukaryota, Fungi, Ascomycota, Dothideomycetes, Mycosphaerellales, Teratosphaeriaceae.